This is a messenger RNA of Periophthalmus magnuspinnatus, 1693 nucleotides long. RefSeq names its product T-box transcription factor 5a (gene tbx5a). NCBI's taxonomy places the organism in Eukaryota, Metazoa, Chordata, Actinopteri, Gobiiformes, Gobiidae. The transcript has 9 exons. Gene Ontology annotation, cellular component: nucleus. The record is from RefSeq and is a predicted model, not a curated record. Gene Ontology annotation, biological process: positive regulation of DNA-templated transcription; cardiac left ventricle formation; pattern specification process. Bases 105 to 1646 code for a protein of 513 amino acids. Gene Ontology annotation, molecular function: DNA-binding transcription factor activity, RNA polymerase II-specific; RNA polymerase II cis-regulatory region sequence-specific DNA binding.
GGCCCUGGAGCUUUUGUUUCGGGGGGAACUUUCCUCGUGACCUCGGGGUAAAACGGGAUCCGAAUCUGGGGCUCUUUGGUUUGGACACGGCUCGGUUCCCCGUCAUGGCGGACCAAGAGGAAGCUUUUGGUCCUCUGCAUUCACCCAGCGGCUCGGACUCCAGAGAUGUGCCAAACGAAAACAAAAAUGAGAAACAAAACGGGACAACAACCAAAUCCCCCUCCUCACAGACCACCUACAUCCAGCAGGGAAUGGAAGGAAUCAAAGUUUAUCUGCACGAGAGAGAGCUGUGGCUGAAGUUUCAUGAAGUGGGAACAGAGAUGAUCAUCACAAAAGCGGGAAGGCGCAUGUUUCCCAGUUUCAAGGUAAAAGUCACUGGGCUCAAUCCUAAAACCAAAUAUAUUUUGCUGAUGGACGUGGUGCCCGCGGAUGACCACAGAUACAAGUUUGCAGACAAUAAAUGGUCUGUCACGGGUAAAGCUGAGCCCGCGAUGCCCGGGAGGCUGUACGUUCACCCGGACUCACCCGCCACGGGCGCGCACUGGAUGCGCCAACUCGUGUCUUUCCAGAAACUGAAACUGACCAACAACCACCUGGAUCCUUUCGGACACAUCAUCUUGAACUCUAUGCACAAAUAUCAGCCCAGGAUCCACAUCGUCAAAGCGGAUGAGAACAACGGGUUUGGCUCCAAAAACACCGCGUUCUGUACGCACGUGUUUACAGAGACCGCGUUUAUCGCAGUCACGUCCUACCAGAACCACAAGAUUACUCAGUUAAAGAUCGAGAACAACCCGUUUGCUAAAGGCUUUCGAGGAAGUGACGAUAUGGAGCUGCACCGGAUGUCCAGGAUGCAAAGCACCAAGGAGUAUCCUGUGGUCCCUCGCAGCACAGUGCGUCAGAGAGUGGGCUCCAGCCAAAGUCCUUUCAGUGGAGAGAUUCAAAGCAUAAACAACCCCAUCAGCAGCCAGUACUCCCAGUGCGACAGCGCCGUGUCCAGCACGUCUCAGGACCUGCUGCCCCAGUCCGGCUCCUACCCUCUGCCCCACGAGCACAGCCAGGAUUAUCACUGCAUCAAGAGGAAAGUGGAGGACGACUGUCACUCGGGUGAACACACCUACAAGAAGUCCUACUUAGAGAGCUCGUCCAGUGAGGACGACCAUUACUACAGACCUGUGGGCUACACUCAAAGCCUGAGUCUGGCUGGAGGCCCAUAUCGCAGCGAGUCCAGUCAGAGGCAGGCGUGUAUGUACGCCGGAGCACCACAGGGGGCGGAGCCUGUUCCUAGUCUAGAGGACAUCAGCUGUAACACGUGGGCGAGCGUGUCGCCCUACGGGAGCUGCUCCGUCACCACUAUGCAGCCCAUGGAGCGGCUGCCCUACCAGCACUUCUCAGCCCACUUCACCUCAGGGUCCCUCGUGUCCCGGCAGCUGGGGGACGGUCACCACGCAGCCAUGUACCAGAGCCCCAUGCACCACCAGACGCUGGCCCGCCAGUGCAGCCCCGGAGCGGGGAUCCAGUCGCCAACAGCCAGCCUCCAGGGGAACGAGUACCUUUACCCCCACGGCAUCCCACGCACACUGUCCCCUCACCAGUACCACGCUGUGCACAGUGUCAGCAUCAUGCCAGAGUGGAACGACAACAGCUAAAAGCCUUUUGUGCGGUGACUCAACACAUUGUACAGAUAAAAACAAAC